Molecule: messenger RNA, 429 nt
Organism: Microthlaspi erraticum
Lineage: Eukaryota; Viridiplantae; Streptophyta; Magnoliopsida; Brassicales; Brassicaceae
Source: the annotation of a GenBank genome assembly
AUGAAGACGAGAUCUGGUGCUGUACUCGGAGACAAUGGAGAGAAGAGGAAAGCUCCCGAUGGAGACGAAAAUGGCAGAGUGAAGAGAAGACUGGUGCAGAGAAACGAGCAAAAGAGCGAGAGACGGAAAUGGUCGAGGGAAGAGAAAACUGGUUCAGAGCAACGAACAGGGGAAGGGGAAGAUCCUCAGGGGAAUCCGUCGCUGUGUAUCUCCUCGGUGCUCUGCUUAUACUUACCGCUCCAGAUUCUCGUGUGUGCUUAUUUUGAUUGGUCGGAUCUUGAGAGUCUUUUUGAUUGUCAAGCCAUAGGGAGUACUUCAUUUGCUGAUCAGUCUCGUUUUCUCCUCUGUAAUUACAGAUUGGAGCGUAUCGGUGCCUUUACUCUCGACUCUGGAAUGUCACUACUCACUGAGAGUUUCAAUGGCAACUGA